AUGUCACUUGCUUGGUUCUGGGGUAAAGGCUGGCACCAGUUGUUAAGAAGAGUUUUCCUGGUAGGUGGUGGUACUCCUGCAAGUAAAUUGGCCAAAAAGCUUGGUGCCCCAUCAAUACUUCAAAAAAUCAUCGGUUUAAUCGCAACCUUCUUCGUCAGUGGUGUAUUACAUCAAUAUGCCAUACACUGUGUUGCACGUCAACCACAUCCAAACCCUCACAACUUCUUCAAGGAUGGUGGAACAUUUUUAUAUUUCUUCAUUCAACCAAUUGGACUUAUCAUGGAACCUUUCAUCAUUCCUCGUAUUCCGCGUUAUUUGGGUGGUGGAUGGCUUUGGGUUCUGAUCUUCACCGUCGCUACUUGUAGUCCAUACCGUAAAGAGUUUAUUGAUAGCUCACGAAUGAUUGAUGAUUCUUACAAGCCUCUAAGUGAAUGGACUUGGAAAACAUUACUGAUUCCAGGACACAUCCAAAGAUGA
Molecule: messenger RNA, 477 nt
Organism: Melampsora larici-populina 98AG31
Lineage: Eukaryota; Fungi; Basidiomycota; Pucciniomycetes; Pucciniales; Melampsoraceae
Exons: 2
Coding region: 1-477 (158 amino acids)
Biological process (GO): lipid metabolic process
Source: RefSeq, a predicted model, not a curated record